Messenger RNA from Pyricularia oryzae 70-15, 1050 nucleotides. RefSeq lists its product as uncharacterized. Bases 136 to 1050 code for a protein of 304 amino acids. Lineage: Eukaryota; Fungi; Ascomycota; Sordariomycetes; Magnaporthales; Pyriculariaceae. The record is from RefSeq and is a predicted model, not a curated record. The transcript is spliced from 2 exons.
CCCACCCUUUCCAAACUCCAUUCUAGUUCUAGAAUCUAGAUACAUAGGUAAUUACUUAUUAUUCCAAACAAACACCUAGAAACCCCAUCUUGAGUCUCUAUAUACAAUUUAGAGCACAAGCCUCCACAUCACGCAAUGGAUACAUCCUCAUGUUGCACCUGCGCAAAGCUGCUAUCCGCCUUACCCCACCACGCCAAAGAAUCCACGUCCGAGAACUCCGAGAAGUCGCCGGCCCCGUUGCCGGAGCCUCGGCGGCUGGGCUGCUGCGGCCGCACCAUAUGCGGGAUUUGCAUACAUAACAACAACCGAUUUGCACACUACUGCCCAUACUGCCAAAUCUCCACGGGUCCCUCCAGCUUGCCCCCAACCGGGCUCAAAGACCCGCCGUCGUACGGCUUCGUAACAGCAGCAACAUCCCGCCCGCCCAUCGAGGCGCCGCCGCCGUACAGCACGACCGCCGAGCCGCCACAGUCUCCACUCGAAAAGGGAGAAAAGACGGCAGCGGAAACAACGACCACCAACGACGACUCUCCGAUCCUCCACUUCCUCGACCACAAGCACGAUAGCGUGUCUUCCCUGUCGCUGCGCUACAACGUCCCGGCCGCCGCUCUGCGCCGCGCCAACCGCCUCGGCAACGACCAUCUCCUGCUGGGCCGGCGCGUGGUCCUCAUCCCCAUCGCCGCGGGAGGUGGUAAUGGUGGUGCCACGACGACGACGAGCCUAAGUCCGCACCCGGUUGAGGGAGAGGAUGAGGAGCGGCGCAAGGGUCGCAUACGGAGGUGGAUGGUUGCGUGCAAAGAGGCGGAUUACGACGUCGCCGUGCUGUACCUGGAGCAGAACGAUUACGACAUCGACGCCGCCGUCGAGGCUUAUUUCGCCGAUGAGGCUUGGGAGAGGGCGCAUCCGGUAGCCGGUCGCAGCAGUAAGAGGGGAAACGGUGGGUGGAACCGUCUCAACGCGCCGGCAUCCGCCUCCUCUUCCUCCGCUAUUCCUGCAAGGUCGUCAUCCGCCUGGCCGCUGUCAAGUUUUGGCCUGGGCUCGUGGCGAUGA